AGUCAUCAAAGUAUACACAUUCAAGAUAAUAUUAAUUUUAAUGUAGAAUCUGAGAAUCCUAGACACCAAAGAAACAAUUGUCGGCAUAAUAGGCAGCGUAUUGUAUUAAAGGAUGGAAGAAAUCUGGUACUGGAAUGUCCUAUACCUUCAGAUUUGUUGGAUGCCAUUUCUAGGAAAGACUCAAGAGAAUUUACUCAUAUGAGAUAUACUGCAUGCACAUGUGAUCCAAACAAUUUUAGAGAGAAAGGAUUCAGCCUUCGUCAAGCAGAGUCAACUCGUCCAAGACAAACCGAACUAUUUAUCGCGAUAACUAUGUAUGACGAAAAUAAAGAACUGUUAUCCCGCACUUUUCACGGAGUUGUACAAAAUAUAGCUUAUCUUUGUAGUCGUAAAAGAUCUAAAGUUUGGGGUGAAGAUGGAUGGAAGAAAGUCAUCGUAUGCAUAGUUGCUGAUGGUCGUGAACACAUCUGCCCAAGUUCUUUAGCUUAUUUAGCGGCUCUUGGUGUCUAUCAAGACGGCAUUGUAGUGGGCGCAGUGAAAGAUGAUGUUGUUAAUGCUCACAUAUUUGAGUAUACGACUCAAAUUUCAAUCGACCAAUCUAUGAGCUUUAAGUCGUUCGGAAAUGACCCUGAAGUUGUUCCACUUCAAGUACUCUUUUGUCUUAAGGAGAAGAAUGCUAAAAAGAUUAACUCUCAUCAAUGGUUCUUUAAUGCCUUUUGUCCAAUUCUUGAUCCUAAUAUAUGUGUUCUUAUUGAUGUUGGUACUAAGCCAGCUCCCAAAUCUAUUUAUAAGUUGUGGAAAGCGUUUGAUAUAGACCCUCGUGUUGCAGGUGCUUGCGGUGAAAUUAUUGCCAUGAAAGGUAAAGGCUGGAAUAAACUAUUGAAUCCAAUUGUAGCCGCACAAAAUUUUGAAUAUAAGAUGGAUAGCGUUCUGGUUAAACCAUUUGAAUCAGUGUUUGGUCACAUUUCUGUUUUGCCAGGAGCCUUUUCUGCUUAUCGGUAUAUCGCUCUCCAGAACAGAAUGG
Messenger RNA from Racocetra persica, 1024 nucleotides. The record is from the annotation of a GenBank genome assembly. Lineage: Eukaryota; Fungi; Glomeromycota; Glomeromycetes; Diversisporales; Gigasporaceae.